Molecule: messenger RNA, 3867 nt
Organism: Octodon degus (degu)
Lineage: Eukaryota; Metazoa; Chordata; Mammalia; Rodentia; Octodontidae
Gene: Atp13a1
Product: ATPase 13A1
Exons: 25
Coding region: 3-3677 (1224 amino acids)
Biological process (GO): intracellular calcium ion homeostasis; extraction of mislocalized protein from ER membrane
Cellular component (GO): endoplasmic reticulum membrane
Molecular function (GO): membrane protein dislocase activity; ATP hydrolysis activity; P-type ion transporter activity
Source: RefSeq, a predicted model, not a curated record
AGAUGGCGGCGGUGGGGAAUGCCGUGCCCUGUGGGGCCCGGCCUGGCGGCGCCCGGCCUGGCGGGCAGCCCAGGCCCGGGCCGCAGCCGCGUGCCCUGCUUCCCGCCGGCCCGGCCCUCAUAGCGAGCGGCGACGAGCUGGUGGCCGCCGUGUGGCCGUACCGGCGGCUGGCUCUUCUGCGGCGCCUCACCGUGCUGCCUUUCGCCGGGCUCCUCUACCCGGCUUGGCUGGGCGCCGCGGCCGCCGGCUGCUGGGGUUGGGGAAGCAGCUGGGCUCAGAUCCCCGAGGCCGCGCUGCUGGUACUCGCCACCAUCUGCCUCGCGCACGCGCUCACCGUUCUCUCGGGGCACUGGUCCGUGCACGCGCACUGCGCGCUCACUUGCACCCCGGAGUACAACCCCAGCAAGGCGACCUUCGUGAAGGUGGUGCCAACCCCCAACAAUGGCUCCACCGAACUUGUGGCUCUGCACCGAGAUGAGGGCGAAGACGGGCUGGAGGUCCUGUCAUUCGAAUUCCAGAAGAUCAAAUAUUCCUAUGAUCCCCUGGAGAAGAAGCAGUUCCUUCCUGUAGCCUUCCCCGUGGGAAACACUUUCUCCUUCUACCAGAGCCACAGGGGGUUCCAGGAGGACUCGGAGAUCCGGGCUGCCGAGAAGAAGUUUGGGAGCAACAAGGCUGAGAUGGUGGUGCCUGACUUCUCUGAACUAUUCAAGGAGAGGGCCACAGCCCCUUUCUUCGUGUUUCAGGUGUUCUGCGUGGGGCUCUGGUGCCUGGACGAGUACUGGUACUACAGUGUCUUCACACUGUCCAUGCUGGUGGCUUUUGAGGCAUCCCUGGUGCAGCAGCAGAUGCGGAACAUGUCCGAGAUCCGCAAGAUGGGCAACAAGCCCCACAUGAUCCAGGUCUACCGGAGCCGCAAAUGGAGGCUGAUUGCCAGUGAUGAGAUCGUGCCUGGAGACAUCGUGUCCAUCGGCCGCUCCCCGCAGGAGAACCUGGUGCCCUGCGAUGUGCUGCUGCUCCGCGGCCGCUGCAUUGUGGAUGAGGCCAUGCUCACCGGGGAGUCAGUACCGCAGAUGAAGGAGCCAAUUGAGGACCUCAGCCCGGACCGCAUGCUGGACCUGCAGGCCGACUCCCGGCUCCACAUCAUCUUCGGGGGCACCAAGGUGGUGCAGCACAUUGCCCCACAAAAGGCCACCACAGGCCUGAAGCCGGUUGACAAUGGCUGUGUGGCCUACGUCCUGCGGACUGGGUUCAACACCUCACAGGGCAAGCUGCUGCGCACCAUCCUCUUUGGGGUGAAGAGAGUGACCGCCAACAACCUAGAGACUUUCAUCUUCAUCCUCUUCCUCCUGGUCUUCGCCAUUGCAGCCGCAGCUUAUGUGUGGAUCGAGGGCACCAAGGACCCCAGCCGGAAUCGCUAUAAACUCUUCCUGGAGUGCACCCUCAUCCUCACCUCAGUCGUACCCCCUGAGCUGCCCAUCGAAUUGUCCCUGGCUGUCAACACCUCUCUCAUCGCCUUGGCCAAGCUCUACAUGUACUGUACAGAGCCCUUCCGGAUCCCCUUCGCCGGCAAGGUCGAGGUGUGCUGCUUUGACAAGACGGGGACUCUGACCAGCGACAGCCUGGUGGUGCGUGGCGUGGCUGGGCUGAGAGAUGGGAAGGAGGUGACCCCUGUGUCCAGCAUCCCUGUGGAGACGCACCGGGCCCUGGCCUCAUGCCACUCCCUCAUGCAGCUAGACGAUGGCACCCUGGUGGGUGACCCCCUGGAGAAGGCCAUGCUGACAGCCGUGGACUGGACACUGACCAAAGAUGAGAAAGUAUUCCCCCGAAGUAUUAAAACUCAGGGGCUGAAAAUUCACCAGCGCUUUCAUUUUGCCAGUGCCCUAAAGCGAAUGUCCGUGCUGGCCUCCUACGAGAAGCUGGGCUCCACUGACCUCUGCUACAUCGCGGCUGUGAAGGGGGCCCCUGAAACCCUCCACUCCAUGUUCGCCCAGUGCCCACCCGACUAUCACCACAUCCACACCGAGAUCUCCCGUGAGGGUGCCCGUGUGCUGGCCCUGGGGUACAAGGAGCUGGGGCACCUCACCCACCAGCAGGCUCGGGAAGUCAAACGGGAGGCCCUGGAGUGCAGCCUCAAAUUCGUUGGCUUCAUUGUGGUCUCCUGCCCACUCAAGGCUGACUCCAAGGCUGUGAUCCGAGAGAUCCAGAAUGCAUCCCAUCGGGUGGUCAUGAUCACAGGAGACAACCCGCUCACCGCCUGCCAUGUGGCGCAGGAGCUGCGCUUCAUUGAGAAGGCUCACACGCUCAUCUUGCAGCCCCCUUCAGAGAAGGGUGGCCCAUGCACAUGGCGCUCCAUCGACGGCAGCAUCGUGCUGCCCCUGACCCCAGGCUCCCCCAAGGUGCUGGCCCAUGAGCACGCCCUGUGCCUCACAGGCGACGGCCUGGCCCACCUGCAGGCCAGCGACCCCCCGCAGCUGCUGCACCUCAUCCCCCACGUGCAGGUGUUCGCCCGUGUGGCCCCCAAGCAGAAGGAGUUCGUCAUCACCAGCCUGAAGGAACUGGGUUAUGUGACGCUCAUGUGCGGGGACGGCACCAAUGACGUGGGCGCACUCAAGCAUGCCGAUGUGGGGGUGGCACUCCUAGCCAAUGCCCCCGAGCGCGUCACUGAGCGGCGGCGGCGGCCUCGGGACAGCCCAGUCCUGAACAGCAGCAGCGGCAGGACUUCCUCCAGGACAGCCAGGCAGAGGUCGGGGCUCCCGCCCCCUGAAGAGCAGCCGGCCUCGCAAAGGGUGAGUGGGGCGGGCACAGGUGGUGGCGCCCCGCUGCUCUUCCACGGGGCUGACCCGCUGCCCCCACAGGACCGCCUGAGCCAGGUGCUGCGCGACCUGGAGGACGAGAGUGCCCCCAUCGUGAAGCUGGGUGAUGCCAGCAUCGCAGCUCCCUUCACCUCCAAGCUCUCGUCCAUCCAGUGCAUCUGCCACGUGAUCAAGCAGGGUCGCUGCACACUGGUGACCACGCUGCAGAUGUUCAAGAUUCUGGCCCUCAACGCCCUCAUCCUGGCUUACAGCCAGAGCGUCCUCUACCUGGAGGGUGUCAAGUUCAGCGACUUCCAGGCCACACUGCAGGGGCUGCUGCUGGCCGGCUGCUUCCUCUUCAUCUCCCGCUCCAAGCCCCUCAAGACCCUGUCCCGUGAGCGGCCCCUGCCCAAUAUCUUCAACCUGUACACGGUGCUCACCGUGAUGCUGCAGUUCGCUGUACAUUUCCUGAGUCUCGUGUACCUGUACCAGGAGGCCCAGGCCCGGAGCCCAGAGAAGCAGGAGCAGUUUGUAGACCUGUACAAGGAAUUUGAGCCCAGCCUGGUCAACAGCACCGUGUACAUCAUGGCCAUGGCCAUGCAGAUGGCCACCUUUGCCAUCAACUACAAGGGCCCACCCUUCAUGGAGAGCCUGCCCGAGAACAAGCCCUUGCUGUGGAGCCUGGCCGUGUCCCUCCUGGCCAUCGUGGGCCUGCUGCUCGGCUCCUCCCCUGACUUCAACAGCCAGUUCGGCCUCGUGGACAUCCCUGUGGAGUUCAAGCUGGUCAUUGCCCAGGUCCUGCUCCUGGACUUCUGCCUGGCGCUCCUGGCCGACCGAAUCCUGCAGUACCUCCUGGGAGCCCCGAAGCUGAAAGUGCCUUCCUGACAUGGCGGUGCUGGUACCCACCGCUCACCCAGGCUGCCGCACGCCAGGCAGAAGCCCCUCCAGGGCCCGGGGAGGGGCCGCGGCCCCCACAGCCAACAGUGUAAGGCCGAGCCGGGCCCCCAUGUCCACCGGCCCUGCUAGCAGGACCAGCCCCGGGCCGGCACCUUUGGUAAAUAAAGCAGCCCCGAGA